Molecule: messenger RNA, 1018 nt
Organism: Lycium ferocissimum
Lineage: Eukaryota; Viridiplantae; Streptophyta; Magnoliopsida; Solanales; Solanaceae
Exons: 2
Source: RefSeq, a predicted model, not a curated record
AUGCCGGUGACGAGGAAGGCAACAGCGGCCCGGAAGGGCAAGAGGGUGGCUGGAAAGAGAGUUGAACGGGAGCCACCAGCGGAGGUAGAAGUGGGCGAGUCUCACAACGAGGCUUCUCCUGCUUCCCCUGUGUCAGCAGAGCAGGGUAGAGCUCCAGCACCAGUACCAGCAGCCGCGGGCCAGCAGGUAACGGAAGCUAUCCAGUUGCUGACCCAGUUAGUCGCCGCACAAGCUCAGCGGCAAGAUAUGGGCCAAGGGGACAGGGCGGCGAGCGCCAGAGCCCGUGAUUUUAUCUCCCUAAAUCCUCCGGAGUUCUAUGGAUCGAAGCCAGAGGAGGACCCACAAAGCUUUUUGGAUGAAAUGUACGCCCCAGCCAUGGUAGCAGAUAUGGGGGAUCGUGUGCACCAGUACGUGAGAGGGCUAGGGCCACAUUUAGCUAAAGACUGCUUGACAGCCUCACUCCAGGACGGGAUGACUAUCGCUCGCAUUCAGGCCCACGCCCAAAACCUGGAGGAGCAGUACCAGCAACGGAGGGGCGAGCGUGAUUCGGAUAGGGGCUCCAGAAAAAGGGGCAGAUCUUUUGGAGCCGGAAGUGAAUAUAGAGGUGGACAGGCAUCGCAGCAUUCCAGGUAUCCAGAACCGGAUCAGAGUGCCCGAGCAUCAGGGUCCCAGCACAGAGCUGAGUCAAACAGGACAGGGCCACCCCCACCGCGAUGUACUCGGUGUGGUAAGCUACAUGCAGGCGGUGCUACCUUGACACGGGCGCUUGUUUUGUACGUGGUCGGGACUGACCACUUGAUGCGUGACUGCCCACGGAGGACCGGGAGAGACCAGACUCAGCCCGCCGGAUCCGUUAUCGGUUCGUCGUCGACUGUGCGCCCUCCCGGACAGACGUCCCAGGCCCCAGCCGGUCGUGGUCGAGGCAGAGGAGGAGCACCCAGUACCGGCGGCCCCCAGAACCGCAUAUUUGCAUUGACGAGACAGCAGGAUCCUGAGCCCUCCCAGGACGCAGCUACAG